Messenger RNA from Chironomus riparius, 1596 nucleotides. Lineage: Eukaryota; Metazoa; Arthropoda; Insecta; Diptera; Chironomidae. The record is from the annotation of a GenBank genome assembly.
AACGUCACUCAUGUCUAUGGUUUUUUCAAGGAUUUGAAAUAAAAAUUUUAAGUUCUUAAUUGCAGCAGAAAGGCUUAAUGCUAGGUAGUCUAGUAGAUUCGAAAGUUUACAAAUAAAGAUAUAAAUUUUCUGUGAAUAAUUAAAUAAUCACAAAACUGCUUCGAAAUGACAUCUUUGAUGGAUAAGAUUUCUUCACUGGAUGUUUCAGCACUUUUCAUUGUGUUACACGUGCUUAAUACAUUUUUAAAUUAUUGCAGCGAUAGUAUAAUAGCUGUUUUUAUUGUGUUUUUAAUCUAUACGUGCUGUUAUUGGGCUUUAAAUAUAGUAGUCAUAAUGGAGCAAUUCAAUCAUUCUCAUUAUUAUCAAUCGAGGCGAAAUCUUGUGCUGGAUAUUUUGGAAUCACACGAUAAUCCAUUGACACUUAAAGAAUUGAAAAACGAAUUUAAGGCAAGGCAUGCAUCAGACAUUCCAUUUUCUGAUGUUGAUGAUGACGCAGUCCAUGAAUGGCUCUCCAAGCUAGAUUCUGUUGGAACUGCAUCAAAGAACAAUCAAGAUUAUUAUUUCAUACAAAAACCAAUAGCUGAAAUUACAUCCACAUUCAAAAAAGAAAGCAAAAGGAAGACAUCAUCGCCUUUAAUAUCACAAACAGUCAAACGAUCUCGUUCAGCACCAGGAACUGAGGAACCGAAAACUCCAAUAAAAACUCGUCAAGCAAGAUCUGUCAGAUUUAAAGAUCAACCAGAAAAACCGAUUAAGUCCAGAAGCAAGAGUGAACAUCGUCCACAAAGAAUUUUGGGUGCACCAAAUUUAUAUGGCAGUUUACUGAUCGGUGACGAUUUCUUUUUGGGAAUUGCAAUUUACAAGUUAGGCUUUAGUGCUUCAAAAUUUAAAGGAACGUUGCAGUCGGGAUUUUGCAUGUCAGGCAUGACAAUAAAGGAUGCAAUGUAUAAAGUCAAGGAUAUUGAAGAUGAUCGGCAUAAAACAGCAAUUAUAUAUGUCGGAUCUAUUGAUAUUGCCGCUGGUCGGGAAUUAAUUGAAAUGAUGCAAGACAUGACGUUAUUAAUGCAAGCUUGUGCUGAGAAAAAUAUUAAGCCAGUUUUGUGCACACUUGCUGUAAUUCCAAACUUUUUACUUGGAAAUCGAAAGGAAACAUUAAAUGGAUUUAAUAAAUUCAUCACAAAUAAUCCUUUCGGAAUUCCGUCUAUAGACAUCAAUAAAUGCUUUAAACAUGGCAACACUGAUGAUUUUCUUCCACAAUAUUAUAUGGAAAUUCCACGACACGUCAGUGGAUUCAGUAAAAUGCUUGUUCUAUGGUCAAAAAAUGGUCGUGAUAGAGUUUAUGAAAUGCUAAUUAAAAACCUUGGAAUGGCUUUAGUUGCUUCAGGGAAUAUCUCGCAUAAUUAUAUUUAAGUAAUCCCUUUUGUGUCGUCUUUUAAGAGAAAUGACUUUUAAUAUUUCAUGAGGAUUUAUGGCCAUAAAUUUUCAAUGAGCUCAUUUAAUUCAAUUUUUUCUGUAAUUCUGUUGUAAAAUAACCACCAAGAUUACCGUUAUUUACUGUCGAAACUAAUUGCAGACAUGUCUGUAGAUUAAGUAGUG